Molecule: messenger RNA, 927 nt
Organism: Wickerhamiella sorbophila
Lineage: Eukaryota; Fungi; Ascomycota; Dipodascomycetes; Dipodascales; Trichomonascaceae
Product: Protein farnesyltransferase/geranylgeranyltransferase type-1 subunit alpha
Exons: 1
Coding region: 1-927 (308 amino acids)
Biological process (GO): protein geranylgeranylation; protein farnesylation
Cellular component (GO): cytoplasm; protein farnesyltransferase complex; CAAX-protein geranylgeranyltransferase complex
Molecular function (GO): CAAX-protein geranylgeranyltransferase activity; protein farnesyltransferase activity
Source: RefSeq, a predicted model, not a curated record
AUGUCUCUGUUUUGGGAGGACUACAACUGGGACGACGUCCAGCCAGUCUUUGAAGACAAUAGUUCGGGAAAAUUAGCGGCUAUUGCGUAUAGCGACGAAUAUAAAAAGGCAAUGGGGUACCUAAGGGCCGUAAUGGGUGCGGGGGAACACAGCGAGCGAGCUCUGGCUCUGACGAAACAAAUCAUAGCAGACAACGCCGCACAUUAUUCUGUUUGGGACUACCGGCUGGAUAUUGUGAAAAAUAUUGGCAACGAUGUUUUUGAUUAUCGCAAAGUCGGACUUGUAAAAAGCCAUGCACCAACGAUAGGGGAGGACGGGGAAUGGCUGAACGAGCUCACGCUUGACACCCCCAAGAACUAUCAGAUCUGGAAUUAUCGCCAGCAUCUCGAGAUAAAAGACUGUCCGGAAUACUACAAUGGCGAAGUUGUUGCGGUAAAGUUCAUUCUCGAAGACGACCCUAAGAACUUCCAUGCAUGGUCACACCUCAAAUGGACUGUCUCUUCGUCAUUGAAAAACUGUUCAGCCCCUCUAUUACUGGAACCAUUACUGGAGUACACAAAUCAGCUGAUUCAAGAGGAUGUGUUCAAUAACUCGGCAUGGAGUUUCCGAUACUUUUUGUACCAGACCUGGCCAGUGCUUAAAUCCGCGGAAACUCUGGACAAAGAAAUACUUUUUGUGGAAGAAAAGAUCGCAAUGGACCCUAUGAACGAAUCUCCCUGGCCAUAUUUGAAAGCUGUGUGCAACGAGUUCUCGCCAAACGCCUUGUCGACACUGAGAAGCGUUGCCAUCAAGUUUCCAGAUAAUGCAAGAGCCUUGGAAGCUGUGGCCGAAACCAGCCCGGCCGAAGAGCAAGCGGCAUACUGUCAAAAGCUCUGUGAGCUUGAAAACUUUAGGGCCAAUUACUGGAGAUACAAGUUCAAAUGCUAG